AUGCAGGAACUACAACUUAAACAACUUGACUCUAAAAAGGGUGCAGGUGAGAAGAUCAACAAGGGUCUUGGAAAGAGCCCCGUCAAGGAGAUCGUUGACGAAGCAGUUGCUUCGAAAGCAAAAAUCGAAAAGCAUCAACAAGUUGCAGUUGCAAAAAAACCUGAAAGAUACGACCGGACGUACUACCUCGAAUAUCUUGGCGAUGGAACAUACUGCACAGGCGAUGGCGAAUACAGGGACGAGAGCUCGUUCACCGAUGCGAAAGCGGCCUUUGCCUUUCUCGAUACUAAAAUAGUCGAUGAAUACGACUACGAUG
Molecule: messenger RNA, 316 nt
Organism: Amoebophrya sp. A25
Lineage: Eukaryota; Dinophyceae; Syndiniales; Amoebophryaceae
Source: the annotation of a GenBank genome assembly